UACUCCGAACCUAAUCCCAGAUGCAACAUCCAGCCUUUCAGCGAAAUCCACAUCUCUACGGACCGUUGUGAUAUGAAGUAGAUAUCACGCGCAUAAGAGCGAGGGGAGGAGGGACAGGCUGGACCGCAGCUGCUCCGCUUUCGCAAAGUUCUCCAUGCAGAAGGGAGGGCGCGGAGGCCGGUUGAGUGAGAGGGACGUUUUCCUAGAGGCUGCCAGUGUUUGGGGCAACACAGCGCAGAGAGAGAGAGAGAGAGAGAGAGAGAGAGAGAGAAGCCCCUCUCCAGCUCUCCUCUCCGUCACUUUCGAGCUCUUUUCAGACCGAAGAGGAGCAUAAUGGCGAAAAUGAGGGUGUCAUACGAGUACUCGGAGGCGGAGGAUAAGAGUAUCCGACUAGGACUGUUCCUCAUCGUCUGUGGCAUUCUGUCCCUCUUUAUCCUCGGGUUCUGCUGGCUCAGUCCAACUCUACAGAGCAUGCAGAGCAAACCGGCCAACUGCACGGUGGUGUCCGUGCUCAGACCGGAGGAGAUGUUCGAGUGCGUGUUCACGUGCGGGGCGGACUGCAAGGGGACCUCGCUGUAUCCGUGUCUGCAGAUAUUCGUCAAUAAUUCCGAGUCGAACUCCGUGGCUCUGCUGCACUUUGAUGAACAGCAACUGGUGCUGAACCCAAAGGUAAAUGACGACAACUCUAGAACGAGAACACUGUGAAGGAGCGCUCUACACUUUAUAGUCGACACAGUGUUGCAGUUACUGAAUGCAAAGCUGUGAACGAUCGAUACAGUAGCAAGGCAAAGUGUCUGGCUGGAAAAGUUCCCAGUCUCAGUUUAUUGACAUGAGAUCGAUAUUAUGUUAAUAGUUGCCUGUUUUUUAAAACUAUGUUAAUGUAAACACGCUGUUUGUAUACUAAAGACGAAAUAACAUUCUUGCUAUUGUCUAUUCCAAAGAUAUGGCAAAAUAAUCACAGACUUAAAUAAUGAGUUUAACUUUCGUAAAAGUCACUUUACAGCAAGUGUGAGAGGAUCUACACCUGUCCAAGUCUAUUCUAGAGACAUAGCCUCAUCAUCACUCACAAAGAGAACCUCUACUGUGAUGAAGAGGAACAGAGAAGACUAAAUGACUCCCUUUGGGACAGAAAGCCCAAACGUCUGUGUGAGUGAAGGUCUCUUUUCUUUUCAGCUGGUCCAUUAAACUCUCUAGUCCCAUUGUGUGUGAUAUUACUUUUCAGACGUGCACCUCUCAGACUACAAAUCGGGAAUGUCUUGGUCCUUUUGAGAAUUUCUUCAAAUUCUCUGUGGUCAUCAUCAUCAUCAUCAGUUAUUUCUAGCUGACUUGAGAAGGGUUGAAAUCCAACCUUCUCAUCUUGUGUUCUUCUGUAGAUAGUGUGUUUAUACCUUUGAGGGGGUACU
Molecule: messenger RNA, 1403 nt
Organism: Oncorhynchus gorbuscha (pink salmon)
Lineage: Eukaryota; Metazoa; Chordata; Actinopteri; Salmoniformes; Salmonidae
Product: calcium-activated potassium channel subunit beta-4-like
Exons: 1
Coding region: 334-705 (123 amino acids)
Biological process (GO): potassium ion transport; detection of calcium ion
Cellular component (GO): voltage-gated potassium channel complex; membrane
Molecular function (GO): calcium-activated potassium channel activity; potassium channel regulator activity
Source: RefSeq, a predicted model, not a curated record